UUGUCGUAAGUCUAUGUUCAAGUAUGGGAGUUACGAUCACCUUAGCCCCAUCAUUGUCGUAAGUCUAUGUUAAAGUAUGGGAGUUACGAUCACUUUAGCCCUAUGAAUGUCGUAUGUCGACGUUAAAGUAUGGGAGUUACGAUCAGAACCAAUACCAUCAACGUCAAGUACCAGUACCAUCAACGUCCAGAACCCAAUACCAUCAACGUCCAGUACCAAUACCAUCAACGUCCAGAACCAGUAGCAUCAACGUCCACAACCAAUACCAUAAACUUCCAGUACCAAUACCAUCAACGUCCAGAACCAAUACCAUUAACGUCCAGAACCAGUACCAUCAACGUCCAGAACCAAUACCAUCAACGUCAAGUAACAGUACCAUCAACGUCCAGAACCCAAUACCAUCAACGUCCAGUACCAAUACCAUCAACGUCCAGAACCAAUACCAUCAACGUCCAGAACCAAUACCAUAAACUUCCAGUACCAAUACCAUCAACGUCCAGAACCAAUACCAUUAACGUCCAGAACCAGUACCAUCAACGUCCAGAACCAAUACCAUCAACGUCCAGCACCAAUUCCAUCAACGUCCAGAACCAAUACCAUCAACGUCCAGAACCAAUACCAACGUCCGGUAUCAAUACCAUCAACGUCAAGAACCAAUACCACCAACGUCCAGUACCAAUACCAUCAACGUCAAGAACCAAUACCAUGCGGGUGGGUAUGAAAAGUAAUCACGGUAUGUUAAAUACGGCUAGUCUGGACUAGUAUAAUUUUUCCACGUUCUGGAGCGGCUGGUAACCUAAUGGUUAAAGUGCUUGUCCGCUGAAAACCCGGGUUCGAGAGAUAUAAUACGUGAUGCCCAUUUCUGGU
Messenger RNA from Haliotis rubra (blacklip abalone), 867 nucleotides. Its product is annotated as mucin-5AC-like. Bases 130 to 762 code for a protein of 210 amino acids. Lineage: Eukaryota; Metazoa; Mollusca; Gastropoda; Lepetellida; Haliotidae. The record is from RefSeq and is a predicted model, not a curated record. The transcript is spliced from 2 exons.